CCCUAGAAUUAUUUCCUAAUUUAUUCGCGUUCUCAGGAAUUUAUUGUACAAUAUACUUUGAGGAGGCAUUAUAAAUCGUCAUUGUUCAUCGUUAAAAAUAUAAUUUCCAUUCUGAUUGGAAAAUGAAACUAUAAAAUCUGUGGUAAUCGUAGGGAUGAGUCAUAACGUAGUAUGUAUAUGUAUAUCGAUGCCAGAGAGAAAAGAACAUGGCGAUGAUAUUUGGUUAGCGAAGAAAGUUGAACGUGUGAAGUGUUCAUCUUGUUUUUAAUAUAGUUGGCCGAUUAAUUAGUUGAAAUCAGGGAACGUUUAAGACGAUGAGUUUCUUCAGUAAGGUUUUUGGUGGUAAAAAGGAUUCGGCCCCUUUGUCAACGGCCGAGGCGAUACAAAAGUUACGGGAGACAGAGGAUAUGUUGAUAAAAAAACAAGAUUUCCUCGAGAGUAAAAUAGAGCUUGAAAUUCAGGUCGCCAGAAAAAAUGGGACGAAGAACAAGAGAGCUGCGAUUCAAGCACUUAAAAGAAAGAAACGAUACGAGAAACAGUUGCAACAAAUCGACGGUACUCUUACUACGAUUGAAAGUCAAAGGGAAGCCCUGGAAUGUGCGAAUACCAACACUGCUGUACUUACUACAAUGAAAAAUGCAGCGGAUGCUUUGAAGAAUGUCCAUCAGCACAUGGAUGUCGAUCAAGUGCACGAUAUGAUGGACGAUAUCGCUGAACAACAAGACGUGGCAAGAGAAAUUUCUGAUGCUAUUUCCAAUCCUGUGGCAUUUGGAAAUGAUGUGGAUGAGGAGGAAUUAGAAAAAGAAUUGGAAGAACUUGAACAAGAACAACUCGACAAAGAAUUGCUUGGAAUUGAACCUACAGAUGAACUGCCAAACGUUCCAGCCACUGCGAUUCCAACUGCUCCAGCUAGGACUCGCACAAAAGCCAAGCCCGAGGAGGACGAUGAUUUAAAAGAAUUGGAAGCUUGGGCAUCGUAAAAUGGUAUCAAAAUAUCUAUAAAGAUAAUUUUUGUAAGGUUUUGAAUGCUAAAAUUGAGCAUACACAAUAUGUCCAAGGAGAGUGAAAGUGUACAUUUUCCAGAUUUUACAUCAUCUAAUUAUGUUGAUACUCACCCUGCAAUAUUUUCUUGUGCACAGUUUAAAUAGAUCGAUUAAAAUAAUGCGAAAAAUUUGUUAAAGAUCAGUUUGCCUCUUUCACGUGAAGCUUUCUUUAAUAAACGAUUAAUUGUAAGCUUUACAGACAACAACAAAUAUUGCAGUGGGAAGGAAAUCAGUAUAUGAUAGAAGUAUAUAAUUUACAUGCAAACCUCUAACUUGCUGUUAAAUUAUAUAUACAUAUAUGUAAUUUAUAUUAACAGUAGAAAAUAUAAGCUUUAUAUGCAAAACAAACUUCAAUCAUAGGAUAAAAAAUUAUUUCCUAAAACUUGAAUGUUACUUUUGAAUGUAUGUACAUACUUAUUGUUCGAAUUGUUAAAUGGCCUUUUAAACUUUGUAUAAGCAUACCUGCAAAAUAAAUUCGUUUAGAUGUACAGUA
Messenger RNA from Ceratina calcarata, 1536 nucleotides. It is a transcript of the gene shrb, whose product is annotated as charged multivesicular body protein shrub. Gene Ontology annotation, cellular component: ESCRT III complex; multivesicular body; cytoplasmic side of plasma membrane. Gene Ontology annotation, biological process: late endosome to vacuole transport via multivesicular body sorting pathway; vesicle budding from membrane. The record is from RefSeq and is a predicted model, not a curated record. The coding region runs from base 315 to 980 and encodes 221 amino acids. The transcript is spliced from 4 exons. NCBI's taxonomy places the organism in Eukaryota, Metazoa, Arthropoda, Insecta, Hymenoptera, Apidae.